Molecule: messenger RNA, 2031 nt
Organism: Scomber japonicus (chub mackerel)
Lineage: Eukaryota; Metazoa; Chordata; Actinopteri; Scombriformes; Scombridae
Gene: nansa
Product: N-acetylneuraminic acid synthase a
Exons: 6
Coding region: 100-1179 (359 amino acids)
Biological process (GO): carbohydrate biosynthetic process
Molecular function (GO): N-acylneuraminate-9-phosphate synthase activity
Source: RefSeq, a predicted model, not a curated record
CUUCUACACAUUCAACCGCCUCACCGUUGUACAUCAGUCUCAGCUCGCUUAUAAAAUUACUUCUAUUAGUUGUGUUUUCUUUUCUUCUCUGCCAACAAAAUGCCUCUAAAGUUUGAGCUGUGUCCCGGCAGAAUGAUCGGAGGAAACCAUCCGUGUUUCAUCAUUGCUGAAAUCGGACAAAACCACCAGGGAGACAUUGAGAUUGCCAAGAAAAUGAUCAAAAUGGCAAAGGACUGCGGUGCCGAUUGUGCCAAGUUCCAGAAGAGUGAAUUAGAAUUCAAAUUUAACAAGCGUGCCUUAGAGCGCCCUUACACAUCCAAACAUUCCUGGGGGAAAACUUACGGUGAACACAAGCGCCAUCUGGAGUUAAGCCACGAGCAAUACAGGGAACUGAAGAAAUAUGCAGAGGAGGUGGGGAUCUUCUUCACCGCUUCAGGGAUGGAUGAGAUGGCAGUGGAGUUUCUCCAUGAGCUCAAUGUGCCUUUCUUCAAAGUGGGCUCUGGAGACACCAACAACUUCCCAUAUCUGGAGAAGACUGCCAAGAAAGGUCGUCCCAUGGUGGUGUCCAGUGGGAUGCAGUCUAUGGAGACAAUGCGUCGGGUCUACAAGACGGUGAAAGAGCACAACCAAAACUUUGCCAUCCUGCAGUGCACCAGUGCCUAUCCUUUGGAGGCAGAAGAUGUCAACCUCAGAGUGAUCACAGAAUACCAGAAGGAAUUUCCAGAUAUCCCCAUUGGGUAUUCUGGCCAUGAGUCUGGAGUUAGUAUUUCAGUGGCAGCCGUAGCUCUCGGGGCAAAGAUCAUUGAGCGUCACAUAACUUUGGACAAGACGUGGAAAGGAAAUGACCAUGAAGCCUCACUGGUGCCCUCUGAGCUGUCGGAGCUGGUACGUUCCAUCCGCUUGGUGGAGAGGGCGCUGGGCAGUGGCAUUAAGCAGAUGUUACCCUGCGAGCGGCCAUGCCAUGAUAAGCUGGGUAAGACAGUGGUGGCCAAAGUGAAGAUCCCCAAAGGAACAGUCCUGACUCUGGACAUGAUGACGGUGAAGGUGGCCGAGCCCAUGGGUGUUGCAGCCGAGGACAUCUUCCAGCUGAUAGGCAAAUCUGUGACUGAGGACGUGGAGGAGGACGAGAGCAUCGCGCCGGAUGUGGUGGAAAGCUACGGCAAGAAGGUUAAGUGCUGAGGAUGGCAGAGAGGUUUGAAAGUGGUACAGAAAGGCACUUAAUUUGAGAGGAAUGUAAUUUGUUUCUCUGGGGAAAAUUUAGAGGGAGCUCAAGAUGACACAUGUAUGUAUGUAUGUGGUAUUUCUUUUUGGGUGCAGCUGACAUUUCUGAUUGAUUACAGGGUUCUUGAAUAAUUUGUCAUAAUUGUACUGCACAUUAGAGUCUUGACAGUUUGAAUAUUAUCACAGGUUUUGCUCAAACAGAGGACUCCUGUGUUCUGGUAACUAAUUUGCUCCCUUAGCUCUCUCUUUCUUUCUUAAAGCCACCCUUAAAUAAUACACUAAAUGUUCAACAAACAGGCUCUAUAAAAAAAAAAACUAGCAUCAUAGAUAUUUUGCACUGUAAUGGUCUUACAUGCUGUAGAGAUUAAAAGAAUAUUGAACACAUGGAGGUAAAGCUCCUGGUUAGAUCAGUCAGUUCUUCUUAUACAGACUCAGUACACUGUCAUGAUUGUCAGCUGGUGUCAGGAUGCCUCUAAGCCUGUGUGUUGAGUUUGUGCCUGCGCGGCUUCUCUGACCUUAUUGGAGCCAGAUGCUGAAAAACUCAGAUUAAAUCAGGUUAAAUAAGUUUAUUUGUGAAGAAAGAAAUGUGCAUAUGUUGUGUGCUUUCAAAUUUUCAAGCCCUGUGUAUGCAUUAUUUUCUUCCAUGUUUCAAUCAUAUACCUGUCUCCUCCUGCCUUUGGUCUGGCAGUAACACCGUCCUGUAAUCAUAACUUUGGGAUCAAGGAUGUUAACGCACAUUAAUAUAUGGAAAUCUGUUGAAAUCUAUGAUGUUCUGAAAAGAUGAAGCCUCCAAAUAAAAUGUUGCCAAAA